Messenger RNA from Pocillopora verrucosa, 4365 nucleotides. RefSeq names its product metabotropic glutamate receptor. Gene Ontology annotation, cellular component: plasma membrane. Gene Ontology annotation, biological process: G protein-coupled glutamate receptor signaling pathway; regulation of synaptic transmission, glutamatergic. Lineage: Eukaryota; Metazoa; Cnidaria; Anthozoa; Scleractinia; Pocilloporidae. The record is from RefSeq and is a predicted model, not a curated record. Gene Ontology annotation, molecular function: adenylate cyclase inhibiting G protein-coupled glutamate receptor activity.
CGUUCGCAGAAUGUUGACUGAUGGUUUAGAAUGUACACAAUACUGGUACCCUGUUACUUCUCCUCAGUUUCGUAUUCGAUAGUUCACUGUGAAUCAUCUCAAAGUGCUCAGCCGAAUUCAAAGUAAGUGUUAAGUGGCGAUGUGAAAUCAAGAUCAUUGUUAGAUUUACGAUGGAAUCUUUCAAAACGCAUUUUGAACGAGAAAGCAAGAUGACAGCAAUGACUCUGGCAAUCACUAUCGCAACAACAACGACGUCGAGAAGUACAGCAGCAACAAUAACAAUAAUGACAAUGUUCAUGUCAGCAAAAAUUAGCAAAGACGUCAAAAGCAAAGCGGCUAUGUCAACAAAACCAAAGAUGAGAAAUUAAACAUCCAAAGAGACUUUGUGUGCUCCAUCACGUACUGGGUUAGUUACACGUACACCACCUACAGCAUGAGAGGCCACCUUACCUCUUAUCCUUUGUGGGAAAAUUCGUGGGAAUUCGUUGUAUGCUGGGAUUCCAGAAUUCAAAAGUAUGGGACAGUCAUGCAAACGUUAUUUUCUCGACAAUGGAUGAUUCUAAGUGCACGAAUAUUUCCUGAGAUACUUCCCAGUCGCAGGAAAUUUGGAAAGGACUCUUCCCUGAUCGUCGCAGCCACUGAAAUAUAAAGACUUGUGGCUCACCAGACGCCGUCCAUGGUUCCCUUCUUAAUUUAAUUUCUGUACGAAGGACGAAUUCGGCAUGGAAGGAUUUCAUACGAGUGUGGUUUUUAGCGUGCUUUGGUUUUGUUGUUCGCUCUGCAUCAACUUCACCUGUGCGAACAGAGAUAUGAAAAAGCCAAGUGGUUUGAUUGUCGCCGGUCUUGUUCCCGUGCAUCAGAGGGAAACAGGAGACUCGUGUGUUAAACCUAACUUACGAGGGAUCUUGACGGUCGAGGCCAUUUUAUUUGCUGUGGACGAAAUCAAUAAGAAGAAAAUUGUUUCCCUCAACCAAUCACUAGGUUAUGAAAUUAGGGACACUUGUCCUCGGGCGGAUGAAGCGGCCAUGGACCUGGUGGUGAAUUCUCACCGACCUAAAGACCAGUUUCUAGCUGCAGCUGUGGGCGAUCUACCUCAGAAACAUGACGAUACCGACGUAUUUUACCGCGCACUGAUGAUCCUGUUCUCCGGUCAAACGCCACACAUGAGCUGCAUCGCUUCCACUUACCGAGUCGAGAGAAAGCCCGAUCUUAUAUCUCGCGCAGAAUUUAUAUUUCAUGCUAUCGCGAGGGACAGAUCCAACCUUAGGGCGAUUGUUCAUCUCGCAGCGCGAUUAAACUGGACAUAUGUUGGAGUAGUAUACAACGACAGCCCUGUGGGAAAGUAUACAGCAGACCUUCUUGAACAAGAGGCCUUGGAUAAAUUUGUCUGUAUCGGUAAAAAGUAUUCGUUGGCAUCAAAUGCGAGCGGCACGCAAGUCAAGACAUUUAUCAGUUCUCUGAAAGCUGAGAAAAAUUUUUCGGUGAUUGUAAUGUUGACUUCAAAAGAUCUUUUCAAGAGCAUCAUUGACGAAGCAUUUAAGCAGAAAAUUAACGAUUUAACGUGGAUCGGAACCGAUUCGUCAUGGGACAACGCGGCCAAAUUUUCGAUCGAAAAUACAGCAGCUCAAGGAAUGUUUAGAGUAGGUGCGUCCGCAGUGAUUGGAAAAUUUAAAGCUCAUCUUCAACAAUUGAUGUCAAAUCCUGGCCGCAACGCAUGGAUUAUGGACAUCGUGUCCUUAGGUCCGGCUUCCCCUGAACCAGCCACGAAACCUAUUGUGAAAACUACAACCAGUCCACCGACCCAGCCGCCUGCAGUUACCACUCCGCCAAAGAGUAAUUCCUCUAACUCCACAAAAAAUAGUACGGAGCCUCCAUCUACAGUUCCGCCUGCACCGUCCACAUCAGCCCCGACCACUACUAUCCCUUCUGUGGUACCCACCGCUGUCCAUUUGAACAAGACUUCGCUGGAACAGCUUGUGACUGAGUUAAAGUCGAUGGCAUACAGUGCCACCUGCACUAUUGAUUCUAUUUUUGCCGUGGCUCAUGCACUUUCUGCACGUGAAAAGUGCAAAACUAACUGCCCAGAAAAGCACGACUUUCACAAGUUCAUACAGAAUGUAAAUUUCACAAGCCUUAGUGGUCAAAGGAUACGUUUCGACCGUCAGAGAAACUUAAAAGAUGUUGAGUACAAAAUCGAAAUCCUUCAGAAAACUGGAAAUGGAUCAGCCAUGUCAGCUCGAGAUCAGACAUACCUUAAGCUCAAUUCUGUUGGCACUUGGAAGCAAUCGGGCACAGAAAACCCAGAACUGACUUUGCGAUCUUUGACAGAGAUCCAAUGGAAUACAAAGGAAACCAGUGUACCGAAAUCCAUCUGCCACGAUCCAUGCAAACCUGGAAAGUACAAAGCCUUGAAGAAAACCCGAGGCGAGUCCGAGUGUUGUUGGCACUGCUUACCAUGUGCAGAAAAUUCCAUCAGCACAGAGGACGAUUCAGUAAAAUGCAUUCCUUGUCUACCGGGGUCCACGGCCAACGCUGCAAAGACUGAAUGCAUCACUCACUUUGAAGACUACGUUUAUUGGAGCGACGCUGGCAGCCUGGUUAUGUUGUUCAUCAUGGUGGCAGGAAUGUGUUUUAGCAUUUACGUUGCAGUAGUGCUGUUCAAGAACAGAGGCACGCCUGUGAUGCGUCGAGCCAGGAAUGCUAUGUUAGUUCUGUUGCCUUUUGUUAUUAUUCUCUUCUUGAUUCCAGUCCCCCUCCUCAGUAAACCCAGCGCCUCCUCCUGUGAGGGUUAUCGAGGGUUCUUCAUCAUAGCACUUGGUAUUCCCUUAGCUGCCCUAAUAGCUAGAAGCAUAUUUGUCGACAACCGGUACUACGACCCGGAAGGUCAAAUCAAGGAGAGUUGGGGACAGUGCAUUUGUACGCCGCGUAUAUUGUUUGCCAUAGCAACAGUUCUCAUCCACAUAGGUGUUACAAUUGUCAUAGCGUUUUUUCUGCCAAACGAGAUUUUACGCCACCCUACGGAUGACCCUUUCACUGUGUACAUCGAGUGUUCCAUCCAUGAGGGAUUCGGUUUUUUGGUCGUCAUUUUCUACAUCAUGGCGGUGGCCACCGUGUAUUCAAUUAUGUCCAUGAGCGAGGAGAUCUCCCCCGAGAAUGACAUGGAGGUGCGCUGGACGUCGCUUUGCAUGUUCAAUUGGUACGUGAUCUGUUUCCUCUACGUCACCAUCAACUACGGCGUAAAUGGAAAAGGCAAGAUUUUUGGCUUGGCCUUUGUGGAUUUCCUAUUCGCUGUCAACAUCUUGGGUUGUAUCUACCUCCCUAAGUGGUACGUGAUCUUGUUUCAACCGGAGAAGAACCAAGCAGACGUCUCACCUUGGACCAUGUACGUUAAAACGCAGGAGAAAGUGUCGGUGCGUCUAACAGAAGAGGAUUCCCCUGUGUUACCAAAACGUAACCUUCUAGCCAGUACAGCCAACGACUCUACUAAAGGACACAACGACGUGGACGUUGACAAUAAUGAAUCCAGAGGCCUCAUUUAUGAUACUAAGGAUACGGAUGUGUAAGGAUUGCACAAGUCUCUUAGAUUUUACAAUCCACCGCAGAGCAGUAAGAAAUAAACCUUAUAAUUGCAAAAGAUACUGAGAUUUUUUAAAUGUAGGUCAUAUCCGUUUUGAUUGUUUGGCACAUUUUCAAGCACUGACGAUGCCUAUGGUCUAUAGCCUUUAUGAUAUCGUCGAAAAUGGGCCAGAAGUGAUGUCUAGAUUAUGUUAAAGAAGUAGCACAGAACAAAAUGUACAAUAGAGAAUAAGUAUUCAAUCAAAAACUUUGAAACGAUGAAAAAUGCUAGCACUGUUUUGUGGUUGGAUAAUUCGAAUUAGGAAUGGCUCCGAUUUGAGUACGAAUAGGUCAUUUCGUUUGGCUCGCUGCUAUUCCUACAGUGAACAACUUUUGUGUGUUAAUAUGGCGUCACUUCUUCCUAGUACUUCAUGUUACACAUGUAUUUAAUCCUCUUCCAGGUGGUCAGUUAGUUCAUACAGAGGUACAGAGGAGUGCGUGAAGAGGCGAGAUUGUAUAUUUGAACUUCUUUUAACUUACAGAUUGGUUUCUGGUUGUUUAAAGGGUGGAUAACGCUGUCCACCUUAUUUAUCUUUAUCUGGUGGAUAGCACAGUAUGUUUUGUUAACACUUAUCCACUGAAUAGCGAUUUAUCCGUUGGAUAGCGUUAUUUUUUCUUUGAACAACUGGAUCCCUGCUGUCAUCUCGUUGGGGUUCUCAGAGCCCUGGUGAUAGAUAAUGUCAUAUUAGUUAGUCCAUUUUUGGAAACGAAACUGUUUUGGGAAUUUUAUAUUAUAAGUGACUCAAAUGA